CGCAAAGGCUUAGGAUGCCAUUUGAGACAGGGCCAUUCACUGCGCUGUGGGAGGAAGCUAUCCACCAUUUUGUCAAACACACACUCUCACAGUAAGAACAAUAAACCGAGAGAGAGAAAGAAAAAGCGAUCCACAAAUAACUGUGAAUUAGAGUUAUUUAACACGCGUCAAGAAAGAGAGGGGAAUUUAAAGUGUGUUUAAUCCACGGAGGGAUUAAACACUGAAGAUGUCCGUCGACCAGAGAGAUGAGAAAGAUGGGGAACUGAAUGUGCUGGAAGACAUUUUGACUGAUGCUCCUGACCAGGAUGAUGAGCUCUACAACCCAGAGAGUGAACAUGAUGUAAAUGAGAAAAAAGGGUCUAAAAGGAAGAAAGAGCGAGGAGACAGCCAGGAUGCAAAACGGCUCAGAUCCUCUGGGCAUGCCAGCAGACAGCCAUUAAAGAGAGCCCCCCCUUCUGCUGGAUCAAACGGCAAAAAGAGCAGCAAUCCCAGAGGAAGACAUGCCCCUGAAAAUGUGUAUGAUGAAAGAAAGAACCAUGCUGGAAGAGGGGAUGCAUCUCGGGGGGAUCUUCCUAAAGUAUAUGGUGAAAAAGGCCUGUCCCGCAGCAGAGACUCCCAGAGACGAAUCAAACCCCUGCUGCCUGAGUUGACAGAGAAGAUGAGGACUAGUGAGGACAGCACGGGCAGAGCAAGCCGCUCCCCCAGAGAGGAAGAGGCUCAUUCAGAAGAAUACGCAUCCGAGCAGGAGACGGGCAGCUCUGUGGCUUCCUCUGAGGGCAACCGGUCAGAUGUUGAGGAGGAAGAGGUCAUGGAGGAAGAAGGAGAAGAGAAGGAAGUGGAAGAAGAAGAAGAGGAGGAAGAAGAGGAAGUGGAUGAAGAAGAGGAAGAGUAUGAACUGGAGGAAGAGGAUCCUCGGGAGGGAAAUGAACAGAACGACUAUGAUACUCGCAGUGAGGCCAGUGAUUCCCAGUCUGAGUCUGUUUCCUUCUCGGAUGGAGAGUCUGUGCAUUCAGCUUCGGGCUCAGAGGCAUCAGGGUCUGAAAAGAAACAUGAGAAACUGCCCUCUUCUGUCAGAGCUGUGAGGAAGGAUCAAACCAGCAAGCUGCAGUACAUCCUGAGAGAGGCCAGGUUUUUUCUAAUUAAGAGCAACAACCAUGAGAACGUAUCUUUGGCCAAAGCAAAGGGUGUGUGGUCCACUCUACCUGUCAAUGAGAAAAAACUGAACGCAGCUUUCCGCUCUGCUCGGAGUGUUGUGCUAAUCUUCUCUGUCAGAGAGAGUGGAAAGUUUCAAGGUUUUGCUCGUUUGUCCUCUGAGUCUCAUCAUGGAGGUUCUCCUAUUCACUGGGUUCUGCCUGCAGGCAUGAAUGCCAAGAUGCUUGGAGGAGUCUUCAAAAUUGACUGGAUUUGCAGGCGGGAAUUGCCUUUCACAAAAACGUCCCACCUCUCAAACCCAUGGAAUGAGCACAAGCCUGUGAAGAUUGGACGUGAUGGACAGGAGAUUGAACCAGAUUGCGGGACACAGCUGUGCAUGCUCUUCCCUCCGGACGAGAGCAUUGACUUGUAUCAAGUCAUUCACAAAAUGCGCCACAAGAGGAGGAUGCACUCCGAGCCUCGAUCUCGGGGCCGACCUGCCCACAGAGAGCCGGCCCCACGAGACCUGGGAAGGCGUCGUCCAGAGGAAUAUGACAUGCACAACCGCAAGCGGCCCAGGAUUGAUUACCCUCCAGAAUUCCCCCAGAGACCAGGUUUUAUGCAAGACCCUCGCAAUCCACCUAUGGACAGGCGCUUCUCUGGUGUUAGAAGAGAUGUUUUUCUCAAUGGAUCAUACAAUGACUAUAUGAGAGAAUUCCACCACAACAUUGGGCCUCCGCCACCAUGGCAAGGAAUGGCACCUUACCCUGGAAUGGAGCAUCCCCCCCAGCACCCAUACUACCAGCAUCAUCCGCCUCCGCCCCAUGCUCACCCUCCUUACUCCGGACACCACCCCAUGUCCCAUGAUGCCCGCUUUAGGGAGAAAAGGGUUGUCCGCUCUUUCGCCUCCAGUCUGCAUGACUAUGACAUGCGUGUGGAUGACUUCCUGAGGCGCACACAGGCAGUGGUGAGUGGACGUAGGAGCCGCCCACGUGAACGUGACCGGCAGAGAGAGCGUGACAGGCCACGAGAUGGGCGUCGUGACAGAGAGAGAGACCGUGGCAGAGAACGUGACCGUGAAAGGGAGCGAAUUCGAGAUCGCGCGAGAGAGAAGGAGAGGGGACGAUACCGGAGAUAGAGGAAAAUGUUUAACCCCCCAUUUUCAUGUAGUUUUUUUAUUUUACAGUUGAACGGUUUAUCUGAAAGCUGAAUAACCUUUCUAUUUUUUUUUAUUUAAUUUUUUUUCUGAAAACCCUGCAGUUGUUUGUAUCAUGCAUGCAGUGCAUCUGAACUGUGAAAACCAAAAAGCAUAUUUACCCUCAAAUUUAAAAUCUUUUUUUCUUUUUCUUUUUUAAUCAUUGGCUCUGUAGUUAUGAGUUGGUUCAACAUUUUUGAGAAGUGUGUUUCCUUCCCACUUUUGAGUUGAGCGAACUGCCUGUUCUUUGCGUGAUUCUUACCAUUUUUUAAGUGUCUGUGACGAGAGUGUUUGCUAGCUCUGUGCUUGUCUUUUUGCUUUCCGUUGUACAUUUAAAUAAAGUCAUAGGUGCCAGUAUUUGGUGGCGCAGCUAAAUAUGACCAUUGUAUCAAGGUUGUUUAUUAAGCUUUGUCUGAAGCCAGGCUCGUUUUGUAGUGUUUUGAUAGGGAAACAAAGUAUUCCCACAUUUGUUUCUGCUGUCCAGAGAAAGGAUCAUAAAUUACAUGAAGGUUUGUAGAAUAAAUUGUUAACCCAUUUGUGACUGGAGAAGUACUCUUUUAUGGAUAUGUUUUGUGCAAAUCAAAAAAUAAAUCAAAAGAAAGGGAAUAUCUUGUAUUGUUUGUAAAUAAAAGUUUGGUCAGAAAACCAACUGGCUUCUUCACAAGAAAAAAUAGUGACACAAAUGGCUGUAUAACCUCCAUUUGUAUGUAAAGACCCUGAUUACUUUUUUUAUUUACGCUUUAUUGAAGAAUAAUAUACAGAGAGCUUCAGAAAAGCAGCAGUUUUUAUUUUAAAAAUGUACAAUCAAGUGAACAUUGGUGGACAAAUUGUGGUUUUCAAUUGAAAAACAAAAUAUAAUCCACAAUGAUUUCUAUAAAGAGUGGGAUAAAUUAUGCUUGGUUAUUUUUUUUAUACCAGAAUGCUGAGUUAUGUCAGCUGGGUCAUUUUGAGGAGUUAUUUUUAUAGUGUUGUGUAGUUUUUAACCAAAUUCUGCUGGGUUAGUGGCUGGGUCAUUGUCUGACAGUAGAAAUACAUCAUUACCAACCCAAGAUGCUGGGUCAAAAUAACAGACUGAUGGUAUGUCUGCCGAUCUGGAUAAAACCAGUUUAUCAACUGUAAUUUUUGCCUCCUGUCUUGAAAAUACUAACUGAGGGAACUCUUACUGAAUUAAAUUAAACAUUUGAGUGUAGUUAAAUAGUUAUAUACUCGUAUAUAUUGUUGAAUAGAUUAGCCUACCUCAGUGACAAAAAAAACAAAA
This is a messenger RNA of Myxocyprinus asiaticus (Chinese sucker), 3584 nucleotides long. It is a transcript of the gene ythdc1, whose product is annotated as YTH N6-methyladenosine RNA binding protein C1. The coding region runs from base 227 to 2269 and encodes 680 amino acids. NCBI's taxonomy places the organism in Eukaryota, Metazoa, Chordata, Actinopteri, Cypriniformes, Catostomidae. The transcript has 16 exons. The record is from RefSeq and is a predicted model, not a curated record. Gene Ontology annotation, cellular component: nucleoplasm. Gene Ontology annotation, biological process: mRNA splicing, via spliceosome; regulation of alternative mRNA splicing, via spliceosome. Gene Ontology annotation, molecular function: mRNA binding; N6-methyladenosine-containing RNA reader activity.